Nilaparvata lugens (brown planthopper) is the source of this 1893-nucleotide messenger RNA. Its product is annotated as radial spoke head protein 3 homolog B. Gene Ontology annotation, cellular component: cilium. Bases 176 to 1567 code for a protein of 463 amino acids. Lineage: Eukaryota; Metazoa; Arthropoda; Insecta; Hemiptera; Delphacidae. The transcript has 11 exons. The record is from RefSeq and is a predicted model, not a curated record.
AUGGCAUUUUUUUGGUUACUUUGUGUUUGUUUACCUUUUUCAUUCAGUUUACAAUCAACGUAAUUUUUAUCAUUUUGUGUUUAUUUUAACAAUUUUUUAAACCCAAGUUUCAUUCUUUUAUCAGGGAAAGGGUCACAAAGUAAAAAGAAGAUUAUCCAUCACAUUAUAUUUAAGAAUGGGCGAUCAGAUUCACAGUAUUCACACUCAAUCAUUGACAGCUCAUCGAGAGAUGAAGGCACUGAGUGAUGCUGAUAGACUUUCAUAUUAUCGAAGCACAAGCCACAGCUUUGUCAUCCAACCAAAACUUAGUUACAGAGCAAAUGGCUCGAAACUUUCUUCAACUAGCCCAAGAGAUAGUUCAAUGAAAACGUCACAUUGUUGGCGGUUUCGAAAUGUAGAUAUUAAUAAGAAAAGUGAUGAUAGUGAAGUAAGUAAAACUGGCUACCAUGGGAACUGCUACAUAAGAAGAUCUCAACAAAUUCGUACGAUACCUAAACCCAUUUUGCGAGACAGAAAAGUUGUUUUUGGAACGACAGUGUCUCGUCAUCCCCCACAUUCCUACAAUGACAAGGAUAGAACCGAAUCAGAAGCAGCGAGACUGGAAAAAUUGCGGAAGAGGAAAAUGGAGCUGAGAAAAAUUGAAACAGACGCUAUAAGGGAUAUUCGAUUGAGAUUAGGAACUCCUCCGGCUGUUGAGGGUCGCAUACAUGAGGACGUGCAGACAGAAGUCUAUCUCGAAGAGCUAUUUGAUAACCCAACGACGAAUAAUGUGAGCAUUCAGACAUCCAUAUUCCAUGAUCGGCCGGACUCUCCUCCAUUUAUUCCUGCGAAAGUGGGAACUGAUGUUGCUACUCAGAUUAUGCCAGGAGAGCUGUUUGACUUUGAUGUGGAGGUGAGACCGAUCCUAGAGGUGCUGGUCGGAGCCACCCUGGAGCAGGCGAUCAUAGAGGUGCUGGAGGAAGACCAGCUGGCCAGCAUCAGAGCCAACCAGCGCCGGCUGAGGGAGAUCAAGGCCGCUGAAGAGGCCGAGUAUGAGCGGCUUGAGGAAGAGGAGACCAGGAAACGACAGGAGAAGGAUCGUCGUAUUACGGAGCACAUGAGAGCCUGUGAAUUGCAGAAGGAAGUUGAGGAGCGCGUGGCGGCCGCUGUACUGACCACUGGUUACAUUGCUGACCUCCUGCCAUCUGUGCUAGAGGGACUCAAUCUCUCUGGAUAUCUCAGAGAUAAUAUCAAAGAAGAUGUGGAAAAUAACUUUUUGAGCUGGAUUAUGCAAGAAGUAACCCUAGAAAUGAGAAAAGUGGUUGAUAACAGAGAUAUAUUAUCAGAUAUCGUUAGAGAGGUUUUAGUAAAAACUUCUACAUUGUAUGAGCAAUCAAAUGAACUGGAUGAUAACUACGUAGAAGAAAAUAGGAGAGUCAGCCUCAUAUCUGGAAAUGAAGAAAGCAUUCAGGAAGAGGAGGAUGGAGAACAAUAUAGAGAAAGCCAACAGAGUGAGAGGAAACAAUCAGGUGCUGAGGGAUCCAGAGAUUUUCAGUUGUCAGAGAGUGGUGCAGGAGAAGGCUACUGAGAUAACACGAAUGUUUCCAAAACCGAGGAAAUAGUUGAGAAUCUAUAGCAUUUUGAAGAAAUUUGGAGAGACAAAUUUAGGAUCGUCUGAUUCAGGUGCAAUCACGAAAGAACACUUGCUGGAAAUAUAAUUCUAAAAUUUAUGAAGAUGCAUUUUUUUCGAAAAAAACUGCAAUAAUUAACGUAGUUCUAUAUUUUGGCUGUGAAUGAUAAAUCAAGUAAAUAAAAGUCAUUGUAAAUCAUUAUUUUGUAAAUUUCGUUAAAUAAUAAGAUAUUUUUGCAUCAUUUUCUUCAAGGGCUGUAGAAACAAUAAAUUCAGAUUCUGUC